UAUUAAACCACAUCAAAAUCUGAAAAUUUACAAAUUCAACCUUAAAAAUUCAACCUUCGUAAUGCAUUCGAACUACAACGAGAUGAGACUUAAUGGACAACUCUGCGACGGCGUCAUCAAGACUUCAGACGGAGGAAGAUUUUUAGUCCACAGAGUGGUGUUGGGCGCCUUCAGUCCAUACUUCAGGGCCUACUUCACCAACAGUCUGGGCCAAGAGGGGCGGGAGAUUGGAGAAAUGACGAUUGACGACGAACCAAAGGACAUCGUCGCCGCCAUUGUGGAGUGCGCCUACACCGGGACAUGCGCGGUGAACGUACACAACGCGCAGGCGCUCAUGGUGGCCGCCGACAGGUUCUCGUGCGAAUCUCUAGUCAAACAUUGCGCAGACUUCAUCGGGAAACAAAUCAGCUUUGAUAACUUUGCCAGCAUGCUCAGAUUCGCCAGGAACUACUUGUUUCGGGAUCUUGAGGUGAAGGUGUGGCAGUUCGGAUGGGACCAGAUGGAGGAGCUCAUGAAUUCUUCAGAGUUUCUCACCCUGACUGCUGACGAGCUCAGUGAGCUUCUCAGUGCAGACGAGCUCAACGUAAAACAGGAGGAGGUAGUUUUUGAAGCAAUCGAUCGCUGGAUUCGGAACGACCCAGAGUCAAGACGUCAUAGCCUUGCUCAACUCCUGAGAUCCAUCCGCUUUGCCCUUUUGUCUGGGGAAUUCUACAAUCAGCGAAUCAAAAACUACCCUUACAACACCGAGGAGAGUCUGGACCUGCUGCUGACGAUUGACACUCUGUUCGACAGUGAAAACGACUCGUUUUACUUCUACUGCCAUCACAGGCCGAGGAUACCCAAUGAGGUUGUCUUCACCAUUGGCGGUUGGUCGGACGGAUAUCCUACAGAUGCUAUUGAGACAUAUGACAAAAGAUCAGACAGUUGGUACUUGUCGCACAUGAAGGACCAGAAGAUCAGGGCGUACCACGGUGUGGUCGUGUUGGACAAACUGAUCUACAUCAUCGGGGGGUUCAACGGUUCCGAGUACUUCAGCACGAUGCACUGCUACGACCCGGUCACAUACAAGUGGACUGAGAAGGCAUGCAUGCACGAUGUACGCUGUUACAUAAGCGUGGCUACUCUUGGUGGUGAGAUCUACGCAAUUGGAGGGUACAACGGCCGCACUAGGCUAAAUACUGCGGAGAAAUACAACCCUCUGAUUAAUCAGUGGACCAUGAUAGCACCCCUGAACAAGAUCAGAUCCGAUGCCAGCGCCGCUUCUCUGUUCGGGAAGAUUUACGUGGCUGGAGGGUUUGACGGAGGCGAGGUGAUGCGCUCAGCGGAAGUCUACACUCCGGAAAGCGACAGCUGGCUCUUCGUAGACUACAUGACAGUGCCUCGGUCAGGUGUUAACCUCAUCUCUCACGGAAGCUAUAUCUACGCUCUCGGGGGAUACGAUGGAGUUAACAGACUCUACUCAUGUGAACGUUACAAUCCGGUCUACAACAGAUGGGACCAGAUAGCAGACAUGCAGAAUCCGAGAAGUAACCUGUCCAGUGUCAUAGUGGACAAUUCAAUUCUUGUCAUCGGUGGCUUUGAUGGUACCUCCACAGUGGCUUGUACGGAGUUUUACAACCAGGAGGAAGACAAGUGGUUUGAAAGCGCGUCUAUGAACAUCAACAAAUCGGCGCUAGCAGCGUGCGUGGUCCGAGGUCUGCCCAACGCAAAGAGCUACACAUUCCUGGGUAUCGGAGUCGACCCUGCAGUGGAGUCAGCCGGUGGUGAGUGGAUUGUGAUCAAAAUGUGACUAAGGAGCUGCUUUUCCCAAAAAAAGACUAAAAAUUCCUCCCAAUAUACAUCAUUGUUUGUGAUAUAUUUAAUUUAAAUUCCAUAGCAAAUAAGUACUUCUGUAAGUGCUGUAGACAAAAACAUCAUUUUCCCCAAAUGUUAUAGUAGUUCAAAAUUAUUCUUAUUAGUAGACAUCAGUAGAAAUUAUGUAUACUGUUAAUAUAAUUAAUAUAAGAAAUUUAAAAUCUGUAAAAAAUAGAAUUUCUACACUUGUAUACUAGUAAUAUUUUAAUGAAAUAUAUGGCAA
Messenger RNA from Macrosteles quadrilineatus (aster leafhopper), 2077 nucleotides. Its product is annotated as kelch-like protein 10. The record is from RefSeq and is a predicted model, not a curated record. The transcript is spliced from 10 exons. The coding region runs from base 62 to 1789 and encodes 575 amino acids. Lineage: Eukaryota; Metazoa; Arthropoda; Insecta; Hemiptera; Cicadellidae. Gene Ontology annotation, molecular function: protein binding.